AUGCUCACAAAAUAUAGGUUCGAGAAGUCUUUAUAUGACCUUAUAAAAGGUCUACGGAGCCAUAAAGGUGCCGAGGAAGAUUAUAUCCAGAACAGUCUUCGAGAAUGCAAAGCAGAAAUCAAAUCACAAGAUAUGGACAGAAAAGCCACUGCACUGUUGAAAAUCAUAUACCUAGAGAUGUUUGGCUACGACAUGUCUUGGGCCUCCUUUCACGUAUUAGAGGUAAUGUCGUCUACGAAGUACCUGCAGAAAAGAGUCGGCUAUCUUGGAGCAAUGCAGAGUUUCAGGUCAGACACUGAGGUAUUGAUGCUUGCAACCAAUCUCUUAAAAAAGGACAUGGGCUCUUCAAAUAUCCCAAACCUGUCUCUUCCAAUGGUCACUCUUCCGCAUGUCAUAACGCCCUCACUCUCCAUGUCCUUACUUCCAGAUAUUCUGUCCAGAUUCUCCCACUCGCACGUUAUGGUUCGCAAAAAGGCAGUUGUUUGCCUGUAUAGGCUUGCUCUGGUUUAUCCCGAGGCUCUAAAGCUGGCUUGGCCUAAGAUAAAGGAGCGACUUAUGGAUGAUCAAGAGGAUGGCAGUGUCACUACAGCAGUGAUCAAUGUCGUCUGUGAACUCGGAUGGAGAAGGCCGCAUGACUUCCUUCCACUUGCACCAAGAUUAUUUGAUUUGUUAGUGGAGGGUGGUAAUAAUUGGAUGGCAAUAAAAAUAAUAAAGCUCUUUGCAACUUUGACUCCAUUGGAACCACGCCUAGUUCGGAAGCUCCUCCGUCCGUUGACGAAUUUGAUUCAGACAACCACAGCCAUGUCAUUGCUCUACGAGUGUAUCAAUGGUAUAAUUCAAGGGGGAAUUCUUGACGGCGAUGAGGGUUUUCGGGAAAAGGAUGAGAUAGCAAGCCUCUGCGUUGGGAAGCUACGGGGCAUGAUAGUUACGGAUGCUGACCCAAACCUCAAGUACGUCGCUCUUCUUGCAUUCAACCGGAUUGUAGCAUCGCACCCUGUGUUGGUGUCGAUGCAGCAGGAUGUUAUACUGGAAUGUUUGGGUGAUGCAGAUGUCUCGAUUCGGCUCCAAGCACUCGAACUUGCAACCGGGAUGGUAAGCAGUGAGACACUCCAACCUAUCGUCAGCCGCUUGGUUAAGCAGCUCAACGAUGCUUUCGUGCCGCUAUCCGAGCAAUCCCUAGGAGAAGACCAAUUGGCUAUGCGGGACAAAAACGGAAUAUCAGAACAACAAACCGUUGGAAGUUAUUCACACUAUCUACCCCCCGAAUAUAAGAUAGAAGUCCUUCAUCGAAUCGUGGACAUAUGCUGUUACAAUAGUUAUUCAGGGUUGCCGGAUUUCGAGUGGUAUAUUGAUAUUUUGGUACAGUUGGUGAAGCACGUUCCCCCUGAAGACAUAAGUGGGUACUACCGGUAUACGACAAACCCAGUAUGUGAGAUUGCAUGCCGUCUUGGUUCUGAACUGCGUAACAUUGCAGUUCGUGUACGCAAUGUUCGAAUGGAAGCAACUAGGGCGGCUGAAUCUUUUGUUCUUGUCCACAAUGAUAAGUCAGCAUCCUUUCGAAGGACUACGGCCAGUGACAGCAUUUUGAGCUCCCUGGUUUGGGUUGUCGGUGAAUACGCAGAACACCUCUUGUGCCCUGGGCAAACUCUGCAAUCUUUAAUCGAUACCACCAAUGCUUUGUUACCAGCGAGAACACUGUCUGUCUACUUGCAGGCUAUUCCGAAAGUCCUUGUUCACCUUACUUCCAACGGUGAUUCAUGGGACGAUUCCCAAAAAAGCGAGACUUCGCUGUUGUUAGCGCGGAUAAUAGACUUUCUUGAGACCUUAGCUUCCCAUCCAGAUUUGGAUGUACAGGAGAGGGCUAUUGAAUUUCUCGAGGUUCUGCGCUUGGCAGCGGAAGCCGUCAAUUCAGAGGUUCAUCCAUCGCAUGAACCGCCCUAUAUAUUAUCGGCCGUGAUUCCAAGCUUGUUCUCUGGCCUAGAGCUCAACCCGGUCGCUGUCGGUGCGCAGAAAAAGGUUCCGCUGCCUGAAAAGCUUGUCUUGGAUCAACCCUUCAACGAACGACUUUUGGGUCUCUUUGAUGAUUCCAGUGAUGUCUCUUUUAAUUUGGAGGCCCAGGAUCUCUCGCGGGAUUUUUACUACACCAUAGAUAUAUCGGCCCUGGAUCGACGUUUCACCGCGCUUGCGCAUGGUGACAUGCUGUCGAACAUAUCACAUUCAAAGGUCACUGGAAAGUCUAUCGUUGCCGCUGGCAAACCGAAACGAAGAACUGAACGCCGGGAUCGCAACAGGGAUGACCCUUUUUACAUCGACACCGAAGAAAACUCGUCUGGCACAUCUACCCCUUUCCAUAGGGUUUUCAAUGCUUCCAAUAGCGAUGGGAUGGAUGUCGAUUCAAUUCCUAUCAUUGACCUAAAAAUAAACAACGAGGCGAUACAUGGUCUGGCAUUGUCAAGGGAUUACGAAGAACAUAAACGCUCCAAUCCACGUCCUAGGAAAUACGACGUCAUUGCUGAUGAGAAUUUUGGGCACGAUGAAUCUAUGAGCAUCCAAGACUCCGACGAACCAGGGAAGGUGGGGCGAUCCCUACUUCAGGUAGACACCAGCGGCCUCGGGCAUUUUUCCUUGGAGGAACAUACUCCGAGCUCGAAUUUCACGCAGCGCCGCACCCAGCAAGAUGAGGACGAAGUAGAAAUGGCCAAAGCAAUGCAGAAAGUGGAGAAAGUACGGUUAGAGAUGCAAAGAGCAUCGGAGCGAAUUCAUCCCAAGGACGUACCUGCCGAGGGAACUCUUGUCAAGAAGAAGACAGACCGGAAAACUCGACAUGGAGCUGGUCCUUCCGUUCGGAAGAAAAAAAAAGAAAUCAGGUGA
Aspergillus glaucus CBS 516.65 is the source of this 2871-nucleotide messenger RNA. RefSeq names its product putative AP-3 complex subunit delta. The coding region runs from base 1 to 2871 and encodes 956 amino acids. Gene Ontology annotation, biological process: protein targeting to vacuole; Golgi to vacuole transport. The transcript has 5 exons. NCBI's taxonomy places the organism in Eukaryota, Fungi, Ascomycota, Eurotiomycetes, Eurotiales, Aspergillaceae. Gene Ontology annotation, cellular component: endosome membrane; AP-3 adaptor complex; membrane coat. The record is from RefSeq and is a predicted model, not a curated record.